Ilex paraguariensis (yerba mate) is the source of this 258-nucleotide messenger RNA. The record is from the annotation of a GenBank genome assembly. Lineage: Eukaryota; Viridiplantae; Streptophyta; Magnoliopsida; Aquifoliales; Aquifoliaceae.
AUGUGUUUGUUACAUGGUUGUUUCUCUUUCCCAUCUCAGGAAGCUGAAAAGCAUCUUUCAGAUAUGGUUGUAUCUAAAGCGCUGGUGGCAAAGAUUGACAGGCCAAUGGGUAUAAUCUGUUUCCAGAGUGCGAAGGACAGUAAUGACAUUUUAAACUCAUGGGCUAUGAAUUUGGAGAAACUGCUUGACCUUGUGGAGAAGAGUUGUCACCAAAUCCACAAGGAAAUGAUGGUUCACAAAGCUGCCUUGAAAGUUUGA